Messenger RNA from Caenorhabditis elegans, 3980 nucleotides. It is a transcript of the gene mlck-1, whose product is annotated as Protein kinase domain-containing protein. Lineage: Eukaryota; Metazoa; Nematoda; Chromadorea; Rhabditida; Rhabditidae. The transcript is spliced from 22 exons. Gene Ontology annotation, molecular function: ATP binding; kinase activity; transferase activity. Bases 10 to 3645 code for a protein of 1211 amino acids. The record is from RefSeq and is marked reviewed.
CAAGUCCCAAUGGGGACCGAACCCAGUGGAAGUGGAAAAAUCAAAGUUGAUGAACACUAUCCAUCAGAACUAGAUGAGCCUCCAGUGUUCGAUGUGAAGAAAAUUGAGAACAUUCGCGCAAAUGUAAAGUUUGACACCCUUUAUCAAGUAACCAAACUAUUAGGAGAUGGAAAGUUUGGAAAAGUCUAUUGCGUGAUAGAAAAAGAGACCGGCAAAGAGUUUGCUGCAAAAUUUAUCAAAAUCAGAAAAGAAGCCGAUCGUGCGGAGGUGGAGAGAGAAGUGUCGAUUCUCACGCAACUUCGCCAUCCGAGAAUCGCCCAAAUUUACGAUGCAUUUUACACCACAACCAACGAUGUGGUUUUAAUUAUGGAAAUAGUUCGCGGUGGAGAGCUAUUUGAUCGCGUCGCGGAAGAAUCGUAUGUUUUGUCUGAACUUGCUGUCGUUAUGAUCAUCUGCCAAUUGUGUGAAGCAAUUGACUACAUUCACAAGCAAAACAUUCUUCAUCUGGAUGUAAAGCCUGAAAACAUUAUGUGUGUUUCUCUUACUGGUAAUCGCAUCAAACUCAUUGAUUUUGGAUUGGCUAGGCAUUACGAUGGUACACAGGAGUUAAAAUACAUGGCGGGUACACCGGAAUUCGCUGCUCCGGAAGUCAUUAAAUUUGAGAAAUUGGAUUAUCACACUGAUAUGUGGAGCAUCGGAGUUAUCACUUAUAUUUUGCUUUCUGGAUACUCACCAUUUCUUGGUGACAACUUAGGAGAAACAUAUUGCAACGUUGAAAAGGGAGUCUGGGAGUUCACAGAAGAAUUUGACACUGUCACAGAAGAAGCGAAAGAUUUUGUGACAAAGUUGUUAGUGUACGAUCAAAGCAAACGUAUGCUCCCACAUGAAUGUCUUCAACACCCAUGGAUAGCUAAACACCGUCAAAAAGCGGCGUGCAACACAAUUCUUGAAAAACCUCUCAACGCUCCAACACUUGACAACAAGCAGAUUAUGCGAUAUAAUGCACGAAGGAAAUUCCGGCGUAUGAUAAUUUAUGUAAAGUUCUUGAUUGAAAUGAAUCGACUUCGGAAUUCCUUGAAAACUCGCAUGAGUGCCAAUGGACACAAAUUCUUUGAUCCACUUUUGAAAAUGGCUGAGAAAAAAGAACAAAAGAUUUCUAACGCGAUUGGCACAGCAGGUUGUCCUGCAAGUGGAUUGGGAUCGCUUGUUAAAAUGGCGGUGGACAGUCAAAAGAAGAACGGAGACGUUCCAGUGACUCAAGACGCAAAUAUGUCCACAGAACCAGAGAAAGAAGAAAAGAAAAAGAAAAAGAAAAUUGCCAAUGCCGAUGGUUCUACAAAGACGGAGAAGACCUCUAGUGUGAAAAAGAAGAAAUUAGUGGAGACAGAUGGUGAUGCUGGACUUCGACCCCCACCGGAACUAAUGACAAAAAGAGCGUCAACUGGAGGGGAAAGUCUUUUGGCUGCAGUGAAGGUUCUUAAGAACUUGGAAGUGGUUGAAAAUGGCAAUUCUCCGAAAAGGAAAAGUCUAUGUUCCGUUAAAGAAGAGAAAGAAAUUCCAGCUAAAAAGCAAACAGAAGGCUAUAAAACACUGGAAACUACAGAAAAUGGAGAUAUUAGGAGAAAGAGUGCACCAGUCAAACAAGACACAUUGACGUGUCAAGACAACUCAAAAGUCACUCCACAGUUGUUAGAAACUGCUCCCAAUGGAGAGAUCAGAAGGAAAAGCGCUUCGGCAAAAGAAGAAAAAUCCGUCAAGCCAGAAGAAGUUAUUCGUAAGAAAAGUUCCGCGUCUGUCAAAGAAACAAAAACAGUGGAACUUUCUGUAGUUCCCGUAAAACUGGAAAAGUUAGCAUCAAUUGAUGAAAAAGGAGAAAAACUUGUGAAAAAAAAGAAGAAAACUACCACAGUUACGGCGGAGAUAGAAAAACCAAAAUCAGUAAUAGAGUCAAAAGAAGAAAAACUUGUGGAAAAACCAAAGCUGUUGAAUGGAACUUUAGUUUCUGAUGCUCUUGAAAAACGUAGAAGUUUGGGCUCAAAGCGGGCAAGCGAAACUCAAGACGUCGGAUUAAGACCUCUUCCGGUAGUCGACUUCUCUCCGAAAAUCGUACUCACUGAUAAGAAAGAGCCGAAGGAGUCAAAAACCAAACCUGCCGAACCAUUAAAAGAAAUUGUUCCCGAAACAAAAAAACCAGCAAGACAGGGCGCUCUUCGUAAACGAGACAAGUCACUAGAUGAUAUCCUCAAUGCCGCUCCGUCCCCAACCACCUUGUCAAAAUCAACUGUGACAUCUGUAAAGCAUUCAGUUGUGGAAACAAUUCAUCCGAGCGGGGAAAUAAUCAAAUCGGAAAAGGUUCUCACAAAGAAAAAGAGUUUGAAAAAAGAUAAAAGUAUCGAUGAUCGUCUUCCUGUGAAGAUUAUCGAGGACAAAGCUAGUCUUCCGAAGUUGAAAACGGAUGUGGUGACUUUCGAAUCGAAGCCAGUCAAGAAAACUUCAAAGAUCGUCAAGCUCAUUCCAGAAGAUGCAAAUUUAAUAAAAGACGAGAAGAAACCAACAAAGAUUGUGAUGACGUCAGAAAAGCAGGCGACAACAACUGUUCAAACUACAACAAGUGUCAAACGGACAACAAAGAGUUCUGAAAAGAAAGUGGAACAUACGGCUGAUGGAAAGAGUGUAGAGUCGUCCCAGAAGAAAAAUUCACAAAAAGAUGACGUCAAAGUUAGCCAGGUAACCACUAAAAAGGAAGAAGACAGUACUCAGCCAGCACCUACACUUACCGUUAAGAAAAAUGUUGUGAAACAAACUGCUGAAAAGUCGACAUCUGAGAAAGAGCACAAAACAACAGAAAACAAAGAGCAAGAGAGGAUAAUCAAAAAGAGCAGUACUCUAAAAGACAAAGAUGUUGCACAAGUUUCACUUCAACAAAGUAUCAAGGUUAAUGGUGAAAAGCACAAGGAGUCAAAAGUUAUUGGCACUAAAACUGUUAUAAAUAAGUUAGAAUUGAAAGGUGAAGAAACCAUUAAUGCCAAUCCCAAGAAAUCAUCACUCAAAAAGGCAACAGCCAAAGUCACAGGAGAGACAACAAAACACCUCGAAAUUUCUACGGAUGGGAAACUAGGUGUUCUCAAAACAAAAGACACAACUUCGAUGAAAUUAUCUCCGGACUCAAGCAGCGAUACAUCGUCAAGCAAAAAUGUGCGGAUCCUUUUAACAGAUGAACAGUCAGUUAAGUCGAGUGUAAGAUCUCAUCCUAGUGUUAGCACCAGAGAUAGUUCAGAGGAAAGGAAGAAGGUUCGCUUUGCCGGUGAUGUUGGGACACCGACGAAACUAAAUCCCCCUCCACUUUUUGGGAAUGGUCUUCAGAAAAUGAGAUCUGAAAGUAGUUUACACGAAAAAAUCAACGGACUCACUACCAAAAAGAGUCAUGAUGACGUGUCGCUCGCUAGAAAAACAUCACUGUUCACAGAUAUUGAAUACCAACCACGCGAAGAUUUUUCGUUUGAAGCAUUGAAAGAAAAAUUGACACGACGGGUCAGCUAUGGAUAUGACGAUGAUGGCAAACGUGGAAAACAAAUGGUACUAAUUCCACCUACAAAUUCAGUUAAAGACAAGCUCCGACAUUUUGAGAAGAAGUUUGCCAAAUAAUCAUUCAAUUUUCAUUUAAUUUAUGAAGUAUCCAUUGUAUCUGAACUCAUAUCAAGUUGGUUUUACUGGUUUCUUAAAACUAUUCCUUUCCUUCCAUCCGCCGCUUUUUUUGUAUAACGAGUUUUUUCUUGUUCAGUUUUCUUAUGGCUUGGCUCCAAGUGUCUUGUCUUUUGUUCGAUUUCUAGAACAAUUUGAAAUAUUGGUUAGCUUUCUUGCCUUCACCGAGCACAAACAGUUGGUCCCUAAGGUUGAUUUACAAUGUAUUCCUGAAUCGGAUUUUAUUGUCAAAUAUGAACAAUGCUGUAAAUAGUCUUCGAUAAAAACAUUCAUAAAGU